Molecule: messenger RNA, 2895 nt
Organism: Cladophialophora yegresii CBS 114405
Lineage: Eukaryota; Fungi; Ascomycota; Eurotiomycetes; Chaetothyriales; Herpotrichiellaceae
Exons: 2
Coding region: 1-2895 (964 amino acids)
Molecular function (GO): protein binding; protein-containing complex binding
Source: RefSeq, a predicted model, not a curated record
AUGCGCCGACACCAUGGCCGAGCACUGUCGCCCUACCAUGGCCGCACGGCCUCCCCUCCCUCCGCAGAAGUCUCCUUGGUUCGCAGCUUUGACUCCAAAAUCAACCCAUCGAGACCUGCAAGACAGUCUCCUCUGGCAACCUCUCAAAUUGGGGGAAUGCCACUGGACUUGAUCGACCGCAUUCGCUCCUUCCCCCUCUUCCAAUCCACCUCCGAUGACUUCCUCGCCGACAUUGGCCUGCUCCUCAAACCCCAGUUGUACAACACCAAUGACUAUAUCAUGAUAGAGGGUGAAGACGCAAAAGCGAUGUAUUGGCUUGUUCGGGGCGCCGUGGCUGUGACCUCCCGGGAUGGGGAGAGUAUUUUUGCGGAGCUGAAACCGGGUGCAUUCUUUGGAGAGAUCGGGAUACUGAUGGAACGCCCUCGCACUGCGACGGUUGUUGCACGAAUGAGAUGCAUGGUGGUUGUGCUGAAGAAGGAAGACCUCAAGAAGAUAUUGCCGAAAUAUUCAGAUGUGGAACAGGCCAUACGCGAAGAAGCCCUCGAGAGACUUACUCAGCUGGAAAAGAAGAAGGCCCAGGUCCUGCUGGGAACGGAGGACGUCCCAGACCAUGAGAGAAGAGGCUCUAAAAGAGCCCGACCUACGCUAGGAGACGAUGCUUAUAUGGCUGGCAGUGAUGGCAGCGCGAACAGCAAGCGCCGCAAAUCUCCUAGUCCCGGGACGACCGAGGUGUCCACAGCCAGUGCAUUGGGACAUGGACUUGUCAAUAUCAGAGCAACAUUGAAGGAGCUGCCGUUGUUCGCUUCUCUCCCUCCUGAUAUUCUUCACUUUCUCGGUCUUAGCGCUCAGCCGAGAAGCUUUGCGCCAUUCACCGAUAUUGUCAAGCAAGACACGAGGGGCCGCGAAAUCUAUUUCAUCGUCCGGGGCGAAGUGGAAGUGCUAGACGAGAGGAAAGUCUCGAGCCCCAGGCUUCGCAAAUCCGGCCAACCCAACGGAAUACCCCGACCGCCAGUGGUCAAGGCUCGACUCAGGCCGGGACAGUACUUCGGCGAGGUCGUGAGUCGGGGUCUUGCAGAUCGUCGAACUGCUACUGUCCGCUCAGUCACACAAGUUGAGUGCCUGAUGAUUUCUGAGAAUGUGCUCGCCGAUUUCUGGAACCGAUGCCCACCUAGCAUUCUGCACCAAAUUGAAGAGACGGCGAAGCAUCGUUUAAAACUCAGCUUCGAUGUUGACGUGACUAUGAAGGAUGCAGACGCCGCGCCAGAUAUCCGCGAACUGGAAAUUGAAGACGGGAGAGAGAGGCGGACCAGAAAACUUGUCAAUGGUCCUCGGGUCACAUUCACAGACGCGGGAGCAGAAAUCCCCAGUUCGGCGCCCUCGGUACAGAUAGAAGAGCCCAGCACCUUGGAGCCGUCCGACCCGGAUCCAUUCCUGAGCGAGGGGCUAGAGAAAGUAAAAUCAAGGUCAAGAAGAGGGUCGCUUGCUCCUCCGCCCCCAGACGAACCUUCAAAAGAUCAGAAACGUCGGUCUCCUCGAUCAUCUCCUACCAACACGACCAGUCCGUCGCCCAAGACCUCCGUUUCUGGCACACCAUCGCCUACUUCUGAGUAUAAAGGCUUUACAGGCUUUCCAUUCUCGGAUCCUUUCGCCCUCGGUGGACGACCCAAGCCUCGAGCGAGAUCGAGCCGCGGUCUAAACCGGGGGACUGUUCCCGAAAAAGUCCUCCCGUUGAUUCUUGAGUAUCUCGACCUGCACGACCUGAUGCGUCUGCAAGGCGUGUCCCUGCACUGGCAACACGUUGUCAAUAGUGACCCCAAUUUACUUCACCACCUCGAUCUAUCGCGUUACAACCGGAGAGUCACAGACGAUGUGCUCAUCAAUCGCAUAUGUCCGUUUGUGGGCCAGCGGCCCCGAUUCAUCGACAUCAGCAACUGUUUCCAUAUCACCGACGAGGGAUUCGCUGCCCUAGUCAACACGUGUGCCGCAACAGUGCAGGGCUGGCGCAUGAAGAGCGUCUGGGAUGUGACCGCGCCGGCGAUCCUCGAGAUGGCAACCCGAGCUCGCGGCCUCAAGGAAGUCGACCUCAGCAACUGCCGCAAAGUCAGCGAUACACUCCUCGCCCGCAUUGUCGGCUGGGUCGUGACGACCCAACCUCAAGCUCCUUCGAACCGCACUAAAACCCACGCCCAACGACCCGUCGUCAACACCAAGCUCGGCAACAACGCGGCACCUCCCCCUCCGCAGCCCGCGCCGGGCACCGUUAUCGGCUGUCCGGACCUCCGUUCCAUCACGCUCAGCUACUGCAAACACAUCACCGAUCGGACGAUGGCGCAUAUCGCCACGCACGCGCACGCACGCAUCGAGGCCAUGGACCUCACGCGCUGCACGACCAUCACGGACGCGGGCUUCCAGUUCUGGGGCAACGUCAAGUUCGAGCGCCUGAAGAAGCUCUGCCUCGCCGACUGCACGUAUCUGAGCGACCAGAGCAUCGUGUGGCUCGUCAACGGCGCGGGGAGCGGUUUGAGGCAGCUCGAUUUGUCCUUCUGCUGUGCCCUGUCCGACACGGCAACUGAAGUCCUCGCGCUCGGCUGCCCAAACCUCACGCACCUGAACCUCUCCUUCUGCGGCAGCGCCGUCUCGGACCCCUCCCUCCGCUCCAUCGGCCUGCAUCUUACUUCCCUGCGCGAACUCGCCGUCCGGGGCUGCGUGCGCGUGACCGGUCUGGGCGUCCAGUCCGUGGUCGAGGGGUGUCAGAAACUCAAGCUCUUCGACGUCAGCCAGUGCAAGAACCUUCAGCCGUGGCUUGUCAGCGGGGGGAUCGAACGAUGGCGGUCACUGGGUCGGGACGUCGAGUUUGUGGUUGUGAGCUCGGGAGCCAAGGUCGUGAGGUCUUGA